GGCGUGGGGGCCGCAGCGCCUCGGGGCUCUGGUUCCCGCCGUGCAUGGACCGGGGAGGCCCGAGGGGCGGCGGCGGAGGCCGGGCGUGGGGCGGCGGGGCCUGAGCCCGUCCCUGCAGCGUUGCGGGACGGCCCCGUUCCAGUCGCCCCCUCCUCGCUGCGGUGGCCUCGGGCCUGGGCGCGCCCCUACAGCUGCAGCGGAGCGGACUCUGUAAAUGCCGGUGCCCGCGGGCCCUCCUGAAUGCUUGUCUGCGCCUGAAGAGCGCGGCAUGUCCUGAAGCUGUCCACCGCCACCACUCGGGCAGUGCUUGUGCCUUUAGUCUGGCCCUUUGCAGCUGACAAGCGUGACUUGGUGUCGGGUGGUUCGUGGGAAGCCGGGGUUUCAGGAGUCCGAGUACUUCCUUGUUUGCCUUUGUCGCUGGCGGACUUGUCUCCAUUCCAGGUGCCCAGAGCGAGUGGGGCCGGGCGUUGUCACGGGUAUCAUGAUAUUAGCUGGUUUGACCUCAAGCCAUUUGAGUCAUUAGAUCUCCUGAAAAUGGGAGACACAGUGGGGCCCCUCCCAGGAGCUCUUGGCUGUUGCUGAUGGCAGAAACCAAGCUUGUCGAAGGUUCACUUGUAGCCCCACGGCGUCAGUGCAGCUGGUGUCGUCCUGACCAUGGACGGCGCGUCGGCCGAGCAGGAUGGCCUCCAGGAGGACAGAUCCCACGGUGGCCCCUUGGCUCUCCCCGAGGGCCCCCUGAAGCCCCCAGGCCCAGUGGUGCCACCUGACCAGCAGGACAAAGCCCAGUGUGCUGAGGUAAACAGAGCUUCCACGGAAGGAGAAAGCCCGGACGGACCUGGCCAGGGAGGCCUCUGUCAGAACGGGCCAAUGCCACCCUCACCAGACCCUCCGUCAUCUCUCGACCCCACCACAAGCCCAGUGGGCCCUGAUGCCUCUCCAGGUGUGGCUGGUUUCCAUGACAACCUAAGGAAGGCUCAGGGAACUAGUGCUGAGGGCAGUGUUAGAAAAGAAGCUUUGCAGUCUCUCAGACUCAGUCUUCCUAUGCAAGAAACGCAACUGUGCUCUACAGAUGCUUCCCUGCCGCUGGAGAAGGAGGAGCAGGUCCGACUUCAGGCUCGGAAGUGGCUGGAAGAGCAGCUCCAACAGUACAGGGUGAAGCGCCAGCAGGAGCGGUCCAGUCAACCUGCAACCAAAACGAGACUUUUUAGUACGCUUGAUCCUGAGCUCAUGUUAAACCCAGAAAACUUACCAAGGGCCAGCACCGUGGCUAUGACAAAAGAAUAUUCCUUCCUGCGCACCAGUGUCCCUCGGGGACCUAAGGUGGGCAGCCUGGGGCUUCCGGCACACCCUAAGGAGAAAAAAAGUUCCAAAUCAAGCAAAAUCCGGUCUCUGGCUGAUUACAGAACCGAAGAUUCCAAUGCUGGGAAUUCCGGGGGAAACGUUCCGGUUCCCGAUUCUACCAAGGGUUCCCUGAAGCAGAACAGAAGCAGCGCAGCUUCCGUUGUGUCUGAGAUCAGCCUGUCCCCCGACACUGACGACCGUCUGGAAAAUGCCUCCCUGGCUGGAGACAGCGUGUCUGAGGUGGAUGGAAAUGACAGCGACAGCUCAUCGUACAGCAGCGCCUCCACCCGAGGGACCUAUGGCGUUUUGUCGAAGACGGUGGGCACGCAGGACACCCCCUAUAUGGUCAACGGCCAGGAGAUUCCUGCGGAUACGCUGGGCCAGUUCCCCUCGAUUAAGGACGUCCUCCAGGCUGCAGCCGCUGAGCACCAAGACCAGGGGAAGGAGGUCAACGGGGAGGUGCGGAGUCGGAGAGACAGCAUUGGCAGCAGCGUGUCCUUGGAGAGCUCUGCAGCAGAAACGCAGGAGGACAUGCUGCAGGUGCUCAAAGAGAAAAUGCGACUCGAAGGACAGCUGGAAGCCUUGUCACUGGAGGCGAGUCAGGCACUUAAAGAGAAGGCUGAGCUACAGGCCCAGCUGGCCGCCCUCAGCACGAAGCUGCAGGCACAGGUGGAGUGCAGCCACAGCAGCCAGCAGCGGCAGGAUUCGCUCAGCUCCGAGGUGGACACUUUGAAGCAGUCGUGCUGGGACCUGGAGCGAGCCAUGACCGACCUGCAGAACAUGCUGGAGGCAAAAAAUGCCAGCCUGGCAUCGUCCAACAACGAUUUGCAGGUGGCCGAGGAGCAGUAUCAGAGGCUCGUGGCCAAAGUGGAGGACAUGCAGAAGAGCAUGCUCAGCAAGGACAACACAGUGCACGACCUGCGGCAGCAGAUGACAGCUUUGCAGAGCCAGCUUCAGCAGGUGCAGCUGGAGCGGGCGACGCUGACCAGCAAGCUAAAGGCGUCACAGGCGGAGAUCUCGUCCCUGCAGAGUGUCCGGCAGUGGUACCAACAGCAGCUCGCCCUGGCCCAGGAGGCCCGCGUCAGGCUGCAGGGUGAGAUGGCUCACAUCCAGGUUGGACAGAUGACCCAGGCAGGUCUCCUGGAGCACCUGAAACUCGAGAAUGUGUCCCUGUCCCAGCAGCUAACGGAAACUCAGCACAGGUCCAUGAAGGAGAAGGGACGUAUCGCGGCACAGCUGCAGGGUAUUGAGGCUGACAUGUUGGAUCAGGAAGCAGCCUUCCUGCAGAUUCAGGAGGCAAAGACGAUGGUGGAGGAGGACCUCCAGAGGAGGCUGGAAGAGUUUGAAGGCGAGAGGGAGCGGCUGCAGAGGAUGGCAGACUCGGCGGCAUCCCUGGAGCAGCAGCUGGAGCAGGUGAAGUUGACUUUGCUCCAGCGAGACCAGCAGCUUGAGGCUUUGCAGCAGGAGCACCUGGACCUGAUGAAACAGCUCACCUUGACUCAGGAGACUCUGCAGAGCAGGGAGCAGUCCCUCGAUGCCCUGCAGACACACUACGAUGAGCUGCAGGCCAGGCUGGGGGAGCUGCAGGGCGAGGCCGCCACCAGGGAGGACACGAUCUGCCUCCUGCAGAAUGAGAAGAUCAUUUUGGAGGCGGCUCUGCAGGCGGCCAAGAGUGGCAAGGAGGAGUUUGACAGAGGAGCGAGACGCUUGGAAGAAGGUACCGAGGAAACGUCGGAAACUUUAGAGAAGUUGAGAGAAGAAUUGGCCAUCAAGUCCGGCCAGGUGGAACACCUGCAGCGGGAGACUGCCACUCUGAAAAAGCAAACGCAAAAAAUAAAGGAACAGUUUCUUCAACAAAAGGUGAUGGUGGAGGCCUACCGGCGCGACGCCACCUCCAAAGACCAGCUCAUCAGUGAGCUGAAAGCCACCAGGAAGAGGCUGGACUCGGAGCUGAAGGAGCUGCGGCAGGAGCUGAUGCAAGUGCACGGGGAGAAGCGGGCCGCGGAGGCGGAGCUCUCGCGCCUGCAGAGAGAGGCGGCCCAGGUCCGUCAGCAGAUGGCCGACCUUGAAGGGCAUCUCCAGUCAGCGCAGAAGGAGCGAGACGAGAUGGAAACACACUUGCAGUCGUUGCAGUUCGAUAAGGAGCAGAUGGUUGCGGUCACAGAGGCCAAUGAGGUGCUGAAGAAACAAAUUGAAGAGUUGCAGCAAGAAGCCCGAAAGGCCAUCACGGAACAGAAGCAGAAGAUGAGGCGGCUGGGCUCAGACUUGACCAGCGCCCAGAAGGAGAUGAAGACCAAACACAAGGCCUACGAGAAUGCUGUGGGCAUCCUCAGCCGCCGCCUGCAGGAGGCCCUUGCGGCCAAGGAGGCUGCGGACGCGGAGCUGGGCCAACUCCGAGCCCAGGGCGGCAGCGGUGACGGCAGCCUGGCUCUACAUGAAAGGAUCCAGGCCCUGGAGGCGGAGCUGCAGGCUGUCAGUCACAGCAAGACUCUGCUGGAAAAGGAACUGCAGGAGGUCAUUGCGCUGACCAGCCAGGAGCUGGAGGAGUCCCGGGAGAAGGUGCUGGAGCUGGAGGACGAGCUUCAAGAAUCCAGAGGCUUUAGGAAGAAGAUAAAACGCCUGGAGGAGUCGAACAAGAAGUUAGCUCUCGAAUUAGAGCAUGAGAAAGGGAAGCUUACGGGCCUUGGACAGUCCAACGCAGCUCUGCGGGAACACAACAGCAUCCUAGAAACAGCUUUGGCCAAGAGGGAGGCAGACCUAGUCCAGUUGAACCUUCAGGUGCAGGCGGUUUUGCAGCGCAAAGAGGAGGAGGAUCGCCAGAUGAAGCAGCUUGUCCAGGCCCUGCAGGCCUCACUAGAGAAGGAGAAGGAGAAGGUGAACAGCCUUAAGGAGCAGGUGGCCGCUGCCAAGGUGGAAGCUGGGCACAACCGCCGCCACUUCAAGGCGGCCUCCUUGGAGCUGAGUGAGGUGAAGAAGGAGCUGCAGGCCAAGGAACACCUGGUGCAGAAGCUUCAGGCUGAGGCCGACGACCUUCAGAUUCGGGAGGGGAAACAUUCCCAGGAGAUAGCACAGUUCCAAGCAGAGCUGGCCGAGGCCCGGGUGCAGCUUCAGCUCCUGCAGAAGCAGCUGGACGAGCAGCUCAGUAAACAGCCUGUGGGAAACCAAGAGAUGGAAAAUCUCAAAUGGGAGGUGGAUCAGAAAGAAAGAGAAAUCCAGUCCUUGAAGCAGCAGCUGGACUUGACGGAGCAGCAGGGCAGAAAGGAACUGGAAGGGCUACAGCAGCUGCUGCAGAAUGUCAAGUCUGAGUUGGAGAUGGCCCAGGAAGAUCUGUCCAUGACCCAGAAGGAUAAAUUCAUGCUCCAGGCAAAAGUGUCGGAGCUGAAGAACAAUAUGAAGACCCUGCUCCAGCAGAACCAGCAGCUCAAGCUGGACCUGCGCCGCGGUGCGGCCAAGACGAGAAAGGAGCCAAAAGGCGAGGCCAGCUCUUCUAACCCUGCCACGCCCAUCAAGAUCCCCGACUGUCCGGUUCCCGCCUCGCUGCUGGAGGAGCUGCUGAAGCCACCGCCUGCUGUGAGCAAGGAGCCCCUCAAGAACCUGAACAGCUGCCUCCAGCAGCUCAAGCAGGAGAUGGACAGCCUGCAGCGCCAGAUGGAGGAGCACACCCUCACGGUGCACGAGUCUCUGUCCUCGUGGACUCCGGUGGAACCAGCCACUGCCAGCCCUGCGCCCCCUGGGGGUCAUGCCAACCCACGUGGCAAUGCCCAGAGACACAGUCAGAGCAGGGCUUCCAAAGAAGGGCCGGGACAGUGACUGCUGCGGACUCGCCUCCGUGUCCCGCUGUCCAGAAUGCUGUCUUAUCCAUGUUAUUUAUUCGAUUGUGUGGCCGAUGUUUUUCUAGACAUGAAACUUAAAUUUUGUUUUGCCUUUAACAAGGAGUAAAAUAUAGAACAGAAUGAGAGCCAAGGAGUAGAAAAACAUUCGAAGAUUACAAUUAGCUUUUCCCAUGGAAUGACCAAAUCUUAAAAGCCUAAUAGGCUCUCAGCGAGGAGCUUCGCACGUGUCUGAAGGGUUAUUUGUAGGACAUGUCUUCUGAACGGUCACCGAUGCUGCUCUCUGCAGGUGAUGGGGAGAGGCUGCACGACGGGGUGUGCGGCACCAGUGCCCGGCCAGGCCGGCUGCAGUCUCAGUUCCCUGUUGCGUUCAGUAAGAGCUUUACUUUUCUGCAGAAAUGAAAUUUUAUUUGCACCUUUGGCUUUUUGCUUGUUUUUUUGGAUAGCCAUCCCACCAUAGGAUGUGUACGUAGACAAUGAAGAUCAUAACCCAACCUUUUUUUUUUUUUUUUUUUGAGAUGGAGUCUCGCUCUGUUGCCCAGGCUGGAGUGCGGUGGCACCAUCUUGGCUCACUGCAAGCUCUGCCUUCCGGGUUCACGCCAUUCUCCUGCCUCAGCCUCUCGAGUAGCUGGGAUUACAGACACUCGCCACCACACCAGGCUAGUGUUUGUAUUUUUAGUAGAGAUGGGGUUUCACCGUGUUGGUCAGGCUGCUUACGAACUCCUGACCUCAAGUGAGCCGCCCACCUCAGCCUCCCAAAGUGCUGGAAUUACAGGCAUGAGCCACCGCGCUCAGCCUGUAACCCAAUCUUUAACAAGCGUAUGCUCAUAUUAUUUAAGAAGAACGUAUUUGUCUUAUUAUUGAUUGCCUUUUGAAAAUUAGUUGGGAAUAAUUUACCUGUAGGAUUUGGGGAUGUCAGAAAAUUCUGUUCUAAGAAAUAUAAUUAUUUUAUUUACCUUCUAAAGCCAAAUAUUCUUACACAGAAAGGUCCUCUGUUGUUCUGGUUUUACUUUGUUGCUAAGGGUCUUUCCUUCCUGCCGGUCUUCCUCUCAGGCCACUGGUCCUGUGAUUCCACCACGGCUGGCCACCGGGAAGGGGCAGCUCGGACCCUGGGUCAGGCCUGGAGGCCAUCAGGAGGCACAAGGACACUGAGGCCCCGUAUCUGAUCUGACCUUCGUGGGGCACAGGGAGAGGCCAGAGGGAGCGGAAGGAAGGUGGUGCAGGAGGAGGAGGAGGAGAGCAGGCCAGGGGCUCCCUGCGGCGACUCCUGCCGUUUCUCCUGGAGCCACAGCCAGGUGUAGAUAGCAGGUGGUAACAAGCCUCACACUUCUAUGCCCAAGUGAAAAUCUUUACCAGUGUCUGGGGGAGCGCCUGUACUCGUGCAGUCACCAAGAGAAGUCCUGGGUCCUUUGUGCUUACACCAGCAUCAUGUGGAGAGCAGAGGCGAUUUCCGGGAGAGACAGGCCAGCACCGUGAGGAGGGUGGCUGUGCUCUCCCCAGGUGUCUCAGAAACAGAUGCCUUAUUUAAAAUCAGCACUACAUGUGUGAGAUCUUCCGUUUCCUACCCAACUCCUGAAACAUUGCAGACACUGACUGGGAGAGUUGGGGUCUGUAAGUUGUCCCCUAGUUUGUUAAGAAAAUCUAAUAUUUAUUGUAUGAGGAGAGAGAGAGAAUGGGUCCGUGUGGCCUCCUUUGCAGAGGUAUGGGUCUGAAACGAGGUUCUGAGUGUCACUGGCCAGGCCAGAUGUGCUCAUGUCCGUAUCUUGUGUCUGUUUUGUGGAGAAAAGAGUAUGGUAUGUUUAUGCUAUUUGUGUUCUGUUGUAAUAUACUUUUAGAAGGUUAAUUGGUAAGGUUAAGGUAGCAUUAACCACAAAGAUGUUUGGUAUUUAAAAAAUAUUCUCUAGCAAGUAUUAGAACUUCCAAAAUAUAUAUAUCAUUUGUACAGGGUUAAUUUUGAAAUAAUACUUGAAAAUUUCAUUAUAAAUAUAUCCUUAUCUUAAGUUGAAGAUGUUAUUUACUAAAUUGUUCUUGUACCAUUAGAAAAGAAAAAUACAGUAAUUUACAUUCUUA
Molecule: messenger RNA, 7241 nt
Organism: Piliocolobus tephrosceles (Ugandan red Colobus)
Lineage: Eukaryota; Metazoa; Chordata; Mammalia; Primates; Cercopithecidae
Gene: GOLGA3
Product: golgin A3
Exons: 24
Coding region: 655-5151 (1498 amino acids)
Source: RefSeq, a predicted model, not a curated record